AUGGUCACAGUCCUCGUCCUCGGCGGCCUCGGACUCGACCCGACCCGCCACCUCAUCUCGCACCUCCUCUCGCUCCCCUCGUCGUCGCCCCACCGCCCAACCUUCCUCCGCCUCGUCGACAAGGCCCUCGCCAUCCCGCAAGCAGACGCCUACACCACCUACGUCGACACCGACUGUCGCACGGCCCUCCGCACCGCCGUCGACCUCGGCACCGUCGAGCUCGUCCAGGGCAACCUCCUCGCCCAGCCCACACGCGACAAGGCCUUUGCCCUCCCCGACCAGCACCGCCCUUCCGACUCCGACUCGGCCAAGGCCACGCACGGCUUCGACUGGGUGUUUGACUUCUCUGGCGAGACCGACUUUGCCGCACCCGACAUCGUCCACAUCGAGCGCACGCUCCGCCUCGCCCUCCUCCUCGGCCAGAGCGCCGUCGACCACCAUGCCGGCGUCUACGUCCGCACCCUCACGCCCUUUUACCGCGUCGACGGCGGCGACAAGCACGCUCGUGUCGGCGGCCCAGGCGCGAGCGAGGUCGGCGCGGUACCGUGGGGCACGAUGGCGAGCUGGCACCACGAGGCGGCGAGGGGCUUGGCCUCGAUCGACCGGCUCAACCUCGUCCUCAUGCGGCCGGCGCUCUUUUACGGCCCGUACACGUUGACGGGCAUCACGCCUCGUUGCCUCAUCGCCGAGGUGUACAAGUUCGAGGGCGAAAAACUCGACUUCCUGUGGUCCGAGCACCUCGCUCAGCACACGGUCCACGCUCGCGACUUUGCCGCCGCCCUCGCGCACGUCGCCGCAUGGGCCUCAAAGGUCGGCCGCUCGGCGGCGCUCGAGGCGUACUCGGAGCCGCUCCCGUCGACGCUCGCGUCCGACGCCCAGCUCUCGUCGCUCGCGUCCCUGUCGCCCGCGCCCGCCGCCAAGGACGCCAAGGUGCGCGCCGUCGUCCUGUCGGCGUGCGACGACGGCGAGACGACGCAGCGCGACAUUGCGCGCGUCAUCGAGCAGGGCGUCGGCGGCGUCAAGAGCGGGUUCCACGGCAGCAUCAUCUCGACGUUCGCCAAGAUGAACAUGCACGAGGUCGCCGAGGACGUCAACGACAAGCACCUCGAAGGCUGGUCGGCGCUCCUGCAGGCGUCGGACCCUCCCCUCGCGUCGACCGUGCCCAUCUCGCCGUCCGUCCCCGUCGACCUCCUCGGCCCGAACCCGAUCGCGUUCGACAACGGCGCGCUCAAGCGCCUGACCGGGUGGAAGCCCGAACGGCGGCUCGACGCCGAGGGCGUCAAGGAGACGGUCGAGGGCUUCCGCAAGGAGGGGCACUGGCCAAACGCCAAGCCGAGGGGCAAGAAGAAGUGA
Molecule: messenger RNA, 1353 nt
Organism: Rhodotorula graminis WP1
Lineage: Eukaryota; Fungi; Basidiomycota; Microbotryomycetes; Sporidiobolales; Sporidiobolaceae
Exons: 5
Coding region: 1-1353 (450 amino acids)
Source: RefSeq, a predicted model, not a curated record